Messenger RNA from Elephantulus edwardii (Cape elephant shrew), 927 nucleotides. RefSeq names its product olfactory receptor 2M5-like. The transcript has a single exon. Gene Ontology annotation, cellular component: membrane. NCBI's taxonomy places the organism in Eukaryota, Metazoa, Chordata, Mammalia, Macroscelidea, Macroscelididae. The record is from RefSeq and is a predicted model, not a curated record. Gene Ontology annotation, biological process: G protein-coupled receptor signaling pathway. Bases 1 to 927 code for a protein of 308 amino acids. Gene Ontology annotation, molecular function: olfactory receptor activity; G protein-coupled receptor activity.
AUGGUGAAAUGGAACAAUCAGACCUUGGGAACUGACUUCGUCCUACUGGGCCUUUUCUACCACAUCCAAGCCCCUGUGCUUCUCUUCACAUUCAUCUUCCUAGUCUUCCUCAUUGCCCUCGUUGGUAAUAGUGUGAUGAUAAUUCUCAUUUGGUUGGAUGCUCGACUUCACACUCCCAUGUACUUUCUUCUGAGCCAACUUUCCUUCAUAGACCUCGUGUAUAUCUCCACUUUUGUACCCAAGAUAGCCACUGACUUUCUGUCUGGGAGAAACACUAUUUCUUUUAUUGACUGUGGAAUUCAGAUGUUCCUCUUCGCAACCCUAAUGGGAGCAGAAUGCUUUCUCCUGGCUGUCAUGGCUUAUGACCGCUAUGUGGCUAUAUGCCAUCCACUUCAUUAUUCAAUUCUCAUGCGUCCUACAAUUUAUGGCUCCAUGAUGAUAGCAACCUGGCUGGGAGCUCUGCUCAAUGCCUUGAUCCAUGUCAUAUAUACCCUGAAUCUUCCCUACUGUGCCUCCAGAAAAAUACAUCAUUUCUUUUGUGAGAUCCCAGCUCUCCUGGAACUUGUUUGUGCAGAUGUCACUCUAUAUGAGAAUGGUCUUUUUGUCAGUGGUGUUGUGGUCCUCAUCGCUCCAAUAGCAGUUAUCAUGGUUUCCUAUGGGAAGAUUCUCUCAACUGUGUUGGGAUUAGGAUCUAAUCUGGGAAGGAAAAAGGCUUUGGCGACUUGUUCUUCCCAUAUGAUUGUAGUGUCUCUUUUUUACGGAACAGCCAUCAUGAAGUACUUUCUGCCCAAAGCAUAUCACACUGCUGAGCAGGAUGAAAUACUUUCUAUCUUCUACACUAUCCUCACACCCAUGGUUAACCCACUUAUCUAUUGUCUUCGUAACAAAGAGGUGGCUGGUGCCCUGAAGAAAAUAUUGGGAAAGUAG